Carlito syrichta (Philippine tarsier) is the source of this 3249-nucleotide messenger RNA. Its product is annotated as triple functional domain protein-like. Gene Ontology annotation, biological process: axon guidance. Gene Ontology annotation, cellular component: cytoplasm. The coding region runs from base 19 to 3249 and encodes 1076 amino acids. Lineage: Eukaryota; Metazoa; Chordata; Mammalia; Primates; Tarsiidae. The record is from RefSeq and is a predicted model, not a curated record. Gene Ontology annotation, molecular function: protein binding; guanyl-nucleotide exchange factor activity. The transcript is spliced from 19 exons.
UUUCGAAAAAAUGAUGAAAUGAAAGCUAUGGAUGUUUUGCCAGUUUUAAAGGAAAAAGUUGCGUACCUUUCAGGUGGUAGAGAUAAACGUGGAGGUCCCAUUUUAACUUUUCCAGCCCGCAGCAACCAUGACAGAAUACGACAGGAGGAUCUCAGGAGACUCAUUUCAUAUCUAGCCUGUAUUCCCAGUGAGGAGGUCUGCAAGCGAGGCUUCACGGUGAUUGUGGACAUGCGUGGGUCCAAGUGGGACUCCAUCAAGCCCCUGCUGAAGAUCCUGCAGGAGUCCUUCCCCUGCUGCAUCCACGUGGCACUGAUAAUCAAGCCAGACAACUUCUGGCAGAAACAGAGGACUAAUUUUGGCAGUUCUAAAUUUGAAUUUGAGACAAAUAUGGUCUCUUUAGAAGGCCUUACCAAAGUAGUUGAUCCUUCUCAGCUCACUCCCGAGUUUGAUGGCUGCCUAGAAUACAACCACGAAGAAUGGAUUGAAAUCAGAGUUGCUUUUGAAGACUACAUCAGCAAUGCAACCCACAUGCUCUCCCGGCUGGAGGAACUUCAGGACAUCCUUGCUAAGAAGGAACUGCCUCAGGAUUUAGAGGGGGCUCGGAAUAUGAUCGAGGAACAUUCCCAACUAAAAAAGAAGGUGAUUAAGGCCCCCAUUGAGGACCUGGAUUUAGAGGGACAGAAGCUGCUUCAGAGGAUUCAGAGCAGUGACAGCUUUCCCAAAAAGAACUCGGGGUCAGGCAAUGCAGACCUGCAGAACCUCUUGCCUAAGGUGUCCACCAUGCUAGACAGGCUGCACUCGACGCGGCAGCAUCUGCACCAAAUGUGGCAUGUGAGGAAGCUGAAGCUGGACCAGUGCUUUCAGCUGAGGCUGUUUGAACAGGAUGCUGAGAAGAUGUUUGACUGGAUCACACACAACAAGGGCCUGUUUCUAAACAGCUACACGGAGAUUGGGACCAGCCACCCUCAUGCAAUGGAGCUUCAGACACAGCACAAUCACUUUGCUAUGAACUGCAUGAACGUGUAUGUAAAUAUAAACCGCAUCAUGUCGGUGGCCAACCGCUUGGUGGAGUCUGGCCACUACGCCUCUCAGCAGAUCCGGCAGAUCGCGAGUCAGCUGGAGCAGGAGUGGAAGGCGUUCGCCGCAGCCCUGGAUGAGCGCAGCACCUUGUUGGACAUGUCUUCAAUCUUCCACCAGAAGGCUGAAAAGUAUAUGAGCAAUGUGGAUUCGUGGUGUAAAGCCUGCGGUGAAGUGGAUCUUCCUUCAGAGCUGCAGGAUCUAGAAGAUGCCAUUCACCACCACCAGGGAAUAUAUGAACAUAUCACGCUUGCUUAUUCUGAGGUGAGCCAAGAUGGUAAGUCGCUCCUUGACAAGCUCCAGCGGCCCUUGACUCCGGGCAGCUCUGAUUCCCUGACGGCCUCUGCCAACUACUCCAAGGCUGUGCACCACGUUCUGGAUGUCAUCCACGAGGUGCUGCACCACCAGCGGCAGCUUGAGAACAUCUGGCAGCACCGCAAGGUCCGGCUCCACCAGAGGCUGCAGCUGUGUGUUUUCCAGCAGGACGUUCAGCAGGUACUGGACUGGAUUGAGAACCAUGGAGAAGCAUUUCUGAGCAAACAUACAGGUGUGGGGAAAUCUCUUCAUCGGGCCAGAGCUUUGCAGAAACGUCAUGAAGAUUUUGAAGAAGUGGCACAGAACACAUACACCAAUGCAGAUAAGUUACUAGAAGCAGCAGAACAACUGGCUCAGACUGGGGAGUGUGACCCAGAAGAGAUUUAUCAGGCUGCCCAUCAGCUUGAAGAUCGGAUACAAGAUUUCGUCCGGCGUGUUGAGCAACGAAAGAUCUUGCUGGACAUGUCAGUGUCCUUUCACACUCAUGUGAAAGAGCUGUGGACAUGGCUGGAGGAGCUGCAGAAGGAGCUGCUGGACGACGUGUAUGCCGAGUCGGUGGAGGCCGUGCAGGACCUGAUCAAGCGCUUCGGCCAGCAGCAGCAGACCACCCUGCAGGUGACCGUCAACGUCAUCAAGGAAGGGGAGGACCUCAUCCAGCAGCUGAGGGACUCGGCCAUUUCCAGUAAUAAGACCCCCCACAACAGCUCCAUCAACCACAUUGAGACGGUGCUGCAGCAGCUGGACGAGGCGCAGUCACAGAUGGAGGAGCUCUUCCAGGAGCGCAAGAUCAAGCUCGAGCUCUUCUUGCAGCUGCGCAUCUUCGAGAGGGAUGCCAUUGACAUCAUCUCAGAUCUUGAGUCCUGGAAUGAUGAGCUUUCUCAGCAAAUGAAUGACUUCGACACAGAGGAUCUCACCAUCGCAGAGCAGCGCCUCCAACACCAUGCAGACAAAGCCUUGACCAUGAACAACUUGACUUUCGAUGUCAUCCACCAGGGGCAGGAUCUUCUGCAGUACGUCAAUGAGGUCCAGGCCUCUGGCGUGGAGCUGCUUUGUGAUAGAGACGUAGAUAUGGCAACUCGGGUCCAGGACCUGCUAGAGUUUCUUCAUGAAAAACAGCAGGAAUUGGAUUUAGCGGCAGAACAGCAUCGGAAGCACCUGGAACAGUGUGUGCAGCUGCGCCACCUGCAGGCAGAAGUGAAGCAGGUGCUGGGUUGGAUCCGCAAUGGAGAGUCCAUGUUAAAUGCUGGGCUUAUCACAGCCAGCUCGUUACAAGAAGCCGAACAGCUCCAGAGAGAGCAUGAGCAAUUCCAGCAUGCCAUCGAGAAAACACACCAGAGCGCACUGCAGGUGCAGCAGAAGGCGGAAGCCAUGCUGCAGGCCAAUCACUAUGACAUGGACAUGAUCCGAGACUGUGCUGAGAAGGUGGCUUCGCAUUGGCAGCAGCUCAUGCUCAAGAUGGAAGACCGCCUCAAGCUCGUCAACGCCUCCGUCGCCUUCUACAAAACUUCAGAACAGGUCUGCAGCGUCCUUGAGAGCCUGGAGCAAGAAUACAAAAGAGAAGAAGACUGGUGUGGUGGAGCUGACAAGUUGGGCCCCAACUCUGAGACAGACCAUGUCACCCCGAUGAUCAGCAAACACCUGGAGCAGAAGGAAGCAUUCCUGAAGGCUUGCACACUUGCUCGGAGGAAUGCAGACGUCUUCCUAAAGUACCUGCAUAGGAACAGUGUGAACAUGCCUGGAAUGGUGACGCACAUCAAAGCUCCCGAACAGCAAGUGAAAAGAAAAUGUGCAACUCACAAAAGCAACCUAUUUUUCUACGUGAACAAGUCUUCAUUGCCAGCAAGUUUUUUGCAUUGA